Molecule: messenger RNA, 939 nt
Organism: Kalmanozyma brasiliensis GHG001
Lineage: Eukaryota; Fungi; Basidiomycota; Ustilaginomycetes; Ustilaginales
Product: Mitochondrial substrate/solute carrier
Exons: 1
Coding region: 1-939 (312 amino acids)
Biological process (GO): malate transmembrane transport; thiosulfate transport; oxaloacetate transport
Molecular function (GO): thiosulfate transmembrane transporter activity; sulfate transmembrane transporter activity; oxaloacetate transmembrane transporter activity
Source: RefSeq, a predicted model, not a curated record
AUGUCACAAUCAAUAGCAUCCUCCUCACGGCGGCAGUCCGCGCCGGCACCAGCACCCAAGAAGUACCCUUUCUACCUCGGCGGGUGCGCCGCGUCCAUCGCAGCACUCUUCACGCACCCGCUCGAUCUGACCAAAACGCGCAUGCAAACGGCCUCUUCGCGGCAGGGCAUGUUCUCGCUGCUCCUCUCCACGUUCCGCACGGAAGGUCCACGGGGACUAUACGUCGGUCUCUCCGCAUCUUUGUUGCGACAAAUGACGUACAGCGUCACGCGAUUCGGGGCGUAUGACUGGCUCAAAGCGCGCACGCUCGAUUCCAACGGUGGAAAACCACUGGGACCGUUGCAGAUGGCCCUGUGUGCGUCGGCGGCGGGUGCGGCGGGUGGGUUGGCCGGCAACCCCGCUGACAUCCUACUCGUGAGGAUGACCAGCGAUGUCAAUCGUAAACCUGCCGAUCGAUAUGGGUAUCCGAACGCCAUUUCGGGCCUGGCACGGAUGACAAAGGAGGAGGGCGUGGGGAGUUUGUUCCGCGGAUUGGGACCGAAUACCGUGCGUGCGGUGCUGAUGAACGCCAGUCAGCUCGCUACGUACGAUGUGUUCAAGAACCUCCUCCUCUCCUCGAACCUCUUUAGCGAAGGCACAGCGUUGCAUUUCAGCGCGAGUUUCAUGGCCGGUACGGUGGCCACGACCGUAUGCAGUCCCGCAGAUGUCAUCAAGAGCAGGGUGAUGAACGCCGCAGGAUCUGGAGAGGGAGUGUUGAAGGCGCUCAGGGGAGACUUGAGGAAAGAGGGCGUCGGGUUCUUGUUCAGGGGAUGGACGCCGGCGUGGAUGAGGCUGAGCCCGAAUACGAUUAUCGUCUUCGUGGUGCUCGAGAAGUUGAGGUUGUUGGUGGAUUGGAAGCGCGAGAAGACGGGGACCGUGGGGGAAGUGCAGAAGGCGUAG